AAUUUUAGAACGCUAUCCAGUGCACAAGAUGCUAUCAAGUGUAUCUAGUCGCGCGCACGCUCAGAAUCCAGUUGCAUCGGAAAUACUCAUGAAAUAGAAGCCGCGUAGCGUGGUUGACGAAUUUUCUGCCAAAUUUUGAGAACGUUGCGGUUGUUCAGGCUACAACGAUGGCUUCCGCCGGUAAAGCAACUCUUGAAGCUUUUAUAAAAAUGUCUGGCUCCGUUAGUAAACUGUAUAAGCGUCCAUUCACUGUAUGCGUUGAGGGCAAUAUAGGCAGUGGUAAAACAACAUUUCUAAGUCACUUCAAAAAAUUUGACAAUGUCACCGUAUUUGAAGAACCAGUUGAGCUUUGGCGUGAUGUGUCUGGAACAAAUCUACUGGAAUUAAUGUACAGUGAUCCAUCUCGUUAUGCUUUCUUGUUUCAAUCUUAUGUACAAUUGACCAUGCUACAAUUACAUACUUGUAAGAUACCCUCACCAUAUAAAAUUAUGGAGAGAUCUGUCUAUAGCACAAUGUGUUUCAUUGAGAAUUUAAAACGUAAAAAUGUACUGCAUAAGUCUGAAGUUACUGUCUUAGAAGACUGGUACGACUGGUGUUUAAAAAGUGCCAAUAUAGAAACUGAUUUAAUAGUAUAUCUGAGGACAACACCUGAGAUUGUGUACGACAGAAUGAAACAACGAGGUCGGAAGGAGGAGAAUGCAGUUUCAUUGGAAUAUUUAAAGCAAAUCCAUCAGAUCCAUGAUGACUGGCUUUACCAUCAAAUUCUGAAACCAGUACCAGCGCCGAUUAUAAUCAUAAAUGGUGAUCGAGAGCUCCAUGACAUGGUAGAGGAAUUUGAAAAGUGUAAAAAUGAAAUUUUCAGCAAAGUAAUAGAGGAUAACGAUGUAAAUAACACAAUGAUUACAGUACCGACAAAUUGCGUGCUACCAGAAAUUAAAACUGGAAUCUCAGAUUAAAAUAUAUAGAAUAAUAAAAAGCCAAAAAUAUGAUUUUAAUUUCUAUGGUUAAAAUUAAUUAUGUCAUGCAUUUACAUUGAUUAAUUUUUACAUACAAAAAAAAAUUUUGGACAUUGUGAUAUUAUAAUUUUACUGUUGCAUAUAUAUAUUUCUUUUCACAUUUUUGCAUAAUAGUAUAUAUUGUAUUUGAUUGAUAUAAAAUGUUUCGAUAAGAUUAUUUCACAACCACUACAGUGUUUAAAUUACAAAAUUAAUUUUGAAGUUGAUGCAUUUAAGUUAUUAAAAAGAUAUUCACAUUUGUGAUGCAACAUAUAUUUUAUUGAAUUAUUAUUGACGCUUUUAUUAGAAUUUUAAGAGUAAAUAUCUAUCUAAUGUGCAUUUAUAAUGUCUGCGUGUAUAACACUAGAUAUAAUUAACUUUUUAUUAAUGGACAAGUACAAAAUAAUAUAAAGUAAUUUCGCGUAUGCUUUAAUUAGGAAAUAUAAAUAUCUCAAAGAAAGAUGCACGUAGGACGCAAUAAAUAUAUGUACAAAAAACUUGAGAGUAUUAUGUGUAAAAAAGCGCAAGCGUAAAAAUUAUUAAAAAGAUUAUUGUUAAUGCUGAAUAUAUUAAAAAAUUCUUUUCUAUCUUUUUAAUGGCUGUUUCGUAAAAGUUAUAAGAACAUACUGAGAAUAAAUAUUAAUUUAUCUAAAAUAUAAAAAUUUUAAAGAACACAAAAAAUAUAAUCAUGGUAUAAUAACUUAAGAGAGAGAGAGAAGAAUAAUACGUUUAUAAUUAUUAUAUAUAUAAGUAUAUGCAUAUAUACAUGACGCGCUUUAAUUUUAUAUUUUCGAAUGUGUGUGUACUCGUUUGACUACAAAUGAAAUAAAUAAAUUAUGUAAUAUUCU
Messenger RNA from Formica exsecta, 1843 nucleotides. RefSeq names its product deoxynucleoside kinase-like (gene dnk). The record is from RefSeq and is a predicted model, not a curated record. Gene Ontology annotation, molecular function: deoxynucleoside kinase activity; ATP binding. Gene Ontology annotation, cellular component: cytoplasm; mitochondrion. The transcript is spliced from 4 exons. Gene Ontology annotation, biological process: nucleobase-containing compound metabolic process. Lineage: Eukaryota; Metazoa; Arthropoda; Insecta; Hymenoptera; Formicidae. The coding region runs from base 168 to 956 and encodes 262 amino acids.